This is a messenger RNA of Folsomia candida, 2712 nucleotides long. It is a transcript of the gene Tsr1, whose product is annotated as pre-rRNA-processing protein TSR1 homolog. The transcript has 11 exons. Bases 104 to 2566 code for a protein of 820 amino acids. Gene Ontology annotation, molecular function: U3 snoRNA binding; GTPase activity; GTP binding. Gene Ontology annotation, biological process: maturation of SSU-rRNA from tricistronic rRNA transcript (SSU-rRNA, 5.8S rRNA, LSU-rRNA); ribosome biogenesis; endonucleolytic cleavage of tricistronic rRNA transcript (SSU-rRNA, 5.8S rRNA, LSU-rRNA). The record is from RefSeq and is a predicted model, not a curated record. Gene Ontology annotation, cellular component: preribosome, small subunit precursor. NCBI's taxonomy places the organism in Eukaryota, Metazoa, Arthropoda, Collembola, Entomobryomorpha, Isotomidae.
GUGGCACAUGCAGUGAAGUGAAGCACGUUGUUGGACUAGAGACAGGCAAAUAAGUACUGUUAACUAAUUAAUGUUGGAUUUUGUCAGUAAUUAAUUCCGUUAAAUGGGUCGAGUCCGUAAUUCGGGAAGUAGUGGGGCCGGUCAUCGCGCCGGACCACUCAAACAAGCCAACAAGAAGCAUAAAACUGGACGGCAUCGGAGUAAAGGCACUCUCGACACGGAAACGAGAGGUCGUGUUCCAAGCAUGGAUUCUAUUUCCAAAAGGUCUAAGGGAAUGACUAGCCGGGCGGAAAGGAAGAAACAGGCAGCUGUCGAAAGAAUGAAGAAGAUGGCAGAGACUGUAGAAAAGAAGAAGGCGGUGGGUGGGAUGCGAGGAGCUCCAAUUUGUGUUGCCCUCAUCCCCCUCUCUGCAACUACGAAUGUUGACUUCAUGCUCAAGUUUAUUCUCUCAAACGUGAAAGGAUUUGGGACCGUGGUAGGACAAUCGGCCGAAGGUGCAGCGACACAUGUCAAGUUAUCAAAUGGAAAGAACAUCAUGUUGGUGAAGCCUCCAUCCAAUGAUAUCUGGGCAGUGUUGGACACUCUAAAACAGAGUGACAUUUCCCUGUUUUUGAUGCCAAUCUUAGAUGAAAUUUCCCCCGAGGGGUUGACACUCUUGAAAACUGCGAAAGAACAAGGUCUACCAACCCCAUUUCUCGCCGUUAGUUCUUCAUUUACCAAGCAGGAGGAGAGAUCAUUUCUAAAAUCCAUCCAGAAGCUUGUCCCAACCGAUAAGAUUUUUCCACUUUUGAAUCCUGGACAGAUUUCAAAUCUAUUGAGAAUGAUUUCUGUCUCCAAGUUAACUAUCCCUCGACCGUGGGGGUUGAGAUCGUCUCUUUUCAUUGAGAACUGUGUCCCAUACCACGCCAUUGACCAGGCCGUACUGCAUCCAAACUAUGUCGCCGCAGCUCCAGAGGAUGGCCAUUUGAAUCUACUCCAAGUCACUGGAGUUAUCCGACGCAAGAAUUUGAACCCGUACAAACCCGUUCUCAUUUCUGGAGGUGGAGCCUUUCAAAUUUUGCGAGUUGAUGUAACUCCGAUGAAAAUUCCGACAGAGUUCAUUUCUGCCGAGCAGUUGGAACACGAUGGGGGUGAAGUAGCAGCAAGUGGUCUUCCUCCUAGAUUUUUUUACGAUCCGUUAGCUGUGCCGCAAGAGGAAGUUGAUACGGUUGAGAAUAAUGAUGACGAGAUGCGAGACGAUGACAUGUCAGAUAUCGACGCCUUGAGCGACAACGACUAUCCAUCAGAAGAUGAUGACGAUGACGACGACGAUGAUGAUGAAGACGAUUCUCAAAGUCAAAUGUCAAUGGACGUGGAAAGUGAAAGUGGUGCUGGUGUUGGAACAAGCAAGAAAAAGAAGAAGAAGGCACAAACCAAGCAGGGGUUGCCCAAAGGAACUUCCGAAUACCAGGCCGACUGGUUAGUCAAUUCGGAUGGAGAGGCCGACCAGGAUAUCAUAGGGUCAGAUGAGGAACUAGAGAAUGAUGAGGAAGAAAGUGAAGGCGACGACUAUGACGAUAACCAAGAAAUGGAUUGGGAGGAAGAGAAACGACAAGUACAGAUUAGGAAAGAUGCGAAAACAGAGGCUGAAUUUCCGGAUUGGGUCGACACACCUUUGGAGACUUUAGCUAAAGUCAGAUUUCAAAAGUAUCGAGGACUUCAGUCGUUCAAAAAUUCAAGUUGGGAUGUGAAUGAAAAUUUGCCCAAAGAAUAUGGAAAGAUUGUUCAAUUUCAAAACUAUAAGCACGUCUACAAAGUUGUAUUGGGAAAAAAGGUGGCGGAUGAUGGACCAGGCUACAUCCCGAUUGGCCAACGAGUUACCAUUAUUUUGAAACCACUGGAUGAACACAGUUCGAAAAUGGUUGGCACGAUAGGCUCUUCAAAACCGGUAUCUCUGGUAUCUCUACUCCGCCAUGAAAUGAAGAUGUCGGUGCUCAACUUUCAACUAAAUCUUAGCGACGUGUUAAAGAACAAAGAGGAGCUCAUAUUUCAAGUGGGUUAUCAACGCUUCUCCGCAAAACCCGUGUUGAGUGAGGUUUCACCAGGAAAUAAACACAGAAUGAUCCGCUACGGACAAGUUAACCAAAGUUGUAUGGCCACUGUAUUUGCUCCCAUCGUGUUUCCUCCUGCUUCUGUUAUUGUAUUCAAAAUGGCCAAAGGAGAAUUGAUCCCUGUUGCAAACGGUCACUUAUUUUCCGUCGACCCAGCUCGUCUCGUUAUUAAGCGUGUUCUCCUGAGUGGUCAUCCCUUCAAAGUUUCAAACAAGAAUGCCGUUGUUCGAUUCAUGUUCUUCAACAGGGAAGAUAUCGACUGGUUUAAACCAGUGGAGCUGAAGACACGCUACGGUCGUCGGGGUCAUAUUAAAGAACCGCUGGGAACACAUGGUCACAUGAAGUGCAGUUUCGAUGGACAAAUGAAAUCUCAGGACACUGUUCUCAUGCCUUUGUACAAGCGUGUCUUCCCCAAGUGGAACUAUGAACCCUUCGUCCCAGCCUUCACAAUUUUUGAUUCGUAUCAAAAAUCAUAACGCAAUUUAGAUUAUAUUUAAAAUAAUUAUAGUUUAAUAUUAUUUACAUAAUCUACAUCGUUAUUUGAAAAACAUUGCAAAUGUUUUGAACCGUGUGCGCACUGAUUUUGUGUAACUUACAAAAUAAACGUAUAUUUAGAAAACCA